This is a messenger RNA of Neltuma alba, 1518 nucleotides long. RefSeq lists its product as uncharacterized. The transcript has 6 exons. The record is from RefSeq and is a predicted model, not a curated record. Lineage: Eukaryota; Viridiplantae; Streptophyta; Magnoliopsida; Fabales; Fabaceae. Gene Ontology annotation, cellular component: cytoplasmic microtubule. Gene Ontology annotation, molecular function: microtubule binding. Gene Ontology annotation, biological process: microtubule cytoskeleton organization. Bases 281 to 1270 code for a protein of 329 amino acids.
GGAAUUGGGCGAUUUAGGGAAUCAAGAAUUAAAUAAUUGGUUGACCUGGCGAUUCACAUGUGUAAUUACCCAAACUUGCCGGCCUCGGUCGGGUUUUCCAGUCGUGGCGUCGUCUUAGUCGACUCUUGUAUUUGCCGGUUACACAAUCUUUACUUCUUCUAGUGCCCUUACUCUCUGCGAUUCACUCCUGUCUCUCUCUCUCUGCCCUUUUUUCAUCGUUUUUCCCUCAAUUUUCUGGUUCAUCACACUCUGACUCCUAUCUGACGAAGGCCUCACAGGGAUGUCAGAGAAAGCUCUUAGUGAUAACAAUACAACUCCUGAAAGUGAAAGGAAGAAAGAUAGCUCUGGUAAGGCAUGUUCAAAUGUGGAUUCUGUUGACAAUGCGGAUCAAAAUAUCAAAGAUCUGCAGAAGAAAAAAAUUUGUGCUUCCAUAGUGCCUCCAUCUGUCAAUGGUAAUCUUUCUGGCGAUUCUCAAAUAGAAAUAGGAAAUGCAGAAGUAGAAUACAUUGAUUCUGAGAACUUGAGGGAUUUAGAAGAUAUUGACAGUUGUCUCAAGACUCUUUUGGCUGGAUUAGACUCCAAGGACUGGAUCAUGGUAUGUAAUGCCCUCAAUAAUGUGCGGCGGAUUUCAAUAUUUCACAAGGAGGCACUACUUGAUAUUCUGGGGGAUGUGAUCACGUCUGUUGUGAAGUCCCUGAAAAGCCCUAGAAGUGCUGUAUGCAAAACUGCCAUUAUGACAUCUGCAGACAUUUUCAGUGCAUAUAAUGAUUUUAUAAUAGAUUUUCUGGACCCCCUGCUGGUGCAGCUUCUUCUCAAGUCUUCACAGGACAAGCGCUUUGUAUGUGAGGCAGCUGAGAGAGCCUUAAUAGCUAUGACUACCUCGAUUUCCCCUACGUCUUUGUUACCAAAAUUGCAACCUCAUCUUAAGAAUAGGAAUCCUCGAAUUCGUGCAAAGGCAUCGAUGUGCUUUUCUCGAAGUGUCCCUCAAUUGGGAGCUGAGGGCAUAAAGGCUUAUGGGAUUGACAAAUUGAUCCAAGUAGCUGCAUCCCAGCUGAGUGACCAGCUCCCUGAAUCCAGGGAGGCAGCCCGAACUCUGCUACUCGAGCUUCAGAAUGUGUACGAGAAAUUUCAUGAUCCCAUGCCUGCUUCUGUUUCUGAGCAUCCAGAGCCGGGUUCGUGGGAGAACUUCUGUCAAUCAAAACUUUCACCGCUAAGUGCUCAGGCCGUACUUCGCGUUACCAGUAUUGCUCGCGAGGGUCUGGUUUCAUGACACGCGCCAUGCUUGAACUUCUUUAAUAUCCGGUCUGCUCGUCAUAUUUUUUCCCCUGUAUAUACAGUGAAAAUUGAGAUGGUUCGAAUUGCUGUUUAAGCACGGAUUGAACAGGAAAUUUAUGAUUUGGUUCCGCAUCUCUCCUUUUAUCGUCAGAUAUCCAAAUUACGUCAUUUCCUCUCUUUUUCUCAUUCCCUUAUGUUUGGCAGAACACUUGUGGUUGAUUGGCUUCGAGGCUUUGGCAUUCA